This is a messenger RNA of Sciurus carolinensis (gray squirrel), 6029 nucleotides long. RefSeq names its product BTB domain and CNC homolog 1 (gene Bach1). Gene Ontology annotation, biological process: regulation of transcription by RNA polymerase II. The coding region runs from base 193 to 2403 and encodes 736 amino acids. The record is from RefSeq and is a predicted model, not a curated record. The transcript is spliced from 5 exons. Gene Ontology annotation, molecular function: protein binding; DNA-binding transcription factor activity, RNA polymerase II-specific; RNA polymerase II cis-regulatory region sequence-specific DNA binding. Lineage: Eukaryota; Metazoa; Chordata; Mammalia; Rodentia; Sciuridae.
CGGCGGAGCGGAGGGUGCGCAGGGGAGGGAAGGGCCGGCGGCCGCGCCGAGGGAGUGAGUCACCUGACCGCUGCCCGCGCCGCCCGCCGCGCGCUCGCCGCCGUCAGUCGGGCCGCGCCGCGCUUCGGCUCUGGUGCAGGACGGUAAGAAGCAUGCUCUCCUCUGCAUACCCGACUCCACUGGCUGUGCAGGAUGUCUCUGCGUGAGAACCCGGUGUUUGCCUACGAGUCUUCGGUGCACAGCACCAACGUCUUGCUCAGCCUCAACGACCAGCGGAAGAAGGACGUGCUGUGCGACGUCACUGUCCUCGUGGAGGGCCAGCGGUUCCGUGCCCACCGGUCAGUGCUGGCGGCAUGCAGCAGUUACUUCCACGCCAGAAUCGUAGGCCAGGCUGACGCAGAGCUUAACAUUACUCUACCAGAAGAGGUGACAGUUAAAGGAUUUGAACCUUUAAUUCAGUUUGCCUACACUGCUAAGCUAAUUUUAAGCAAAGACAAUGUGGAUGAAGUGUGCAAGUGUGUGGAAUUUUUAAGUGUACACAAUAUUGAGGAGUCCUGUUUUCAGUUUCUCAAAUUUAAGUUUUUGGACCCCACUGCAGACCAGCAAGAAUGCCCAAGGAAAAAAUGCUUUUCAUCCCAGUGUCAGAAAACAGACCUUAAAUGUUCACUUUUGGACCAGAAGGAUCUAGAAAUUGAUGAAGUAGAGGAGUUUCUGGAAAAUAAAAAUGUUGAGACUCCUCAGUGUAAACUCCAGAGGUAUCAAGGAAAUGUAAAAACUUCACCUCCCCUGCAAGACAGUGCCAGUCAGACGUAUGAAUCCAUGUGCUUGGAGAAGGGUUCUGCUCUGGCUCUGCCAUCUUUAUGCCCCAAAUACAGAAAAUUCCAGAAAGCGUUUGGAACGGACAGAGUCCGCACUGUGGAAUCCAGUGUCAAAGACAUUCAUGCUGCUUCUGUUCAGCCAAAUGAGACAUGUGAAAAUGAAUAUCUAGGGGGAGUCCAGGACUCUGCGGAUUUGCAGGUGAUUUUAAAAUGUGAAGAGAGGAAGUUAGCAAUGGAACACGAAGAAACCAAGAAAAAGGAUCCUGCUCCUCAGUGCCCAGCAGAAAAAACAGAAACGACUCCUUUCCUCCACAGUUCUUCUGCAGAUCCUCAUGGGCUGUAUUCUCUGUCUCUUUUACACACAUAUGACCAAUACAGUGACUUGAAUUUUGCUGGCAUGCAAACCACAGCAGUGAAAACAGAGAAACCUUUGUCAGGUACAGGUGUUCAAGAAGAGAAAACACUUGGUGAAAGUCAAGAUGUACAUUUGAAAUCUGACUCGGGCCCCAGGGAGGAUGGUAGCAUUGCAUCUAGUGAUCGGAGUAGUGUGGAGCGAGAGGUGGCAGAGCACCUAGCAAAAGGCUUUUGGAGUGACAUCUGCAGCACCGACUCUCCUUGCCAGAUGCAGGUACCUGCUGUGGCCAAAGAUGGCUCAGAGCAGAUCUACUCCCAGAAGCGGUCUGAGUGUCCCUGGUUAGGUAUCAGAAUCAGUGAGAGCCCAGAACCAGGUCAGAGGACUUUUACAACACUGAGUUCUGUCAACUGCCCUUUUAUAAGUACUCUGAGUACUGAAGGCUGUUCAAGCAGUUUGGAAAUUGGAAACGAUGAUUAUGUUUCAGAACCCCAGCAGGAACCGUGUCCUUAUGCUUGCGUGAUCAGCUUGGGUGACGAUUCCGAGACUGACACAGAAGGCGACAGUGAAUCCUGUUCAGCCAGAGAACAGGAAUGUGAGGUAAAACUGCCCUUUAAUGCACAACGAAUAAUUUCACUCUCUCGAAAUGAUUUUCAAUCCUUGUUGAAAAUGCACAAACUGACCCCAGAGCAGCUGGAUUGUAUCCAUGACAUUCGGAGAAGAAGUAAAAACAGAAUUGCUGCACAGCGCUGUCGCAAGAGAAAACUUGACUGUAUACAGAAUCUUGAAUCAGAAAUUGAGAAACUGCAAAAUGAGAAGGAGAGCUUGCUGAAGGAGAGAGAUCACAUUUUGUCCACUCUGGGUGAGACAAAGCAGAACCUGACUGGGCUUUGCCAGAAAGUCUGUAAAGAAGCAGCUCUGAGUCAAGAGCAAAUACAGAUCCUCGCCAAGUACUCAGCAUCUGAUUGCCCACUUUCGUUUUUAAUUUCUGAAAAAGGAAAAAGUACUCCUGAUGGGGAACUCUCGUUACCAUCAGUUUUCAGUCUAUCUGGUGGGCCUCUAACUGCGCUGCCUCCCGAUGGGAGAGGAAGCAGCGAGGCCAGCUAUGUCCGGGGACAGGAGUCCACUUCCACCACAGCCUCUGAGCCAGCCGGGCUGGUGGAGCAGAGGCAGAGUGGCGGGAUCUCUGACUUCUGUCAGCAGAUGACUGAUAAAUGCACUACUGAUGAGUAAACUUGGAUUCCCUUCUUCCAGCCCAGCAGAUUUUCUACUGACGUUUGGCAUUGUCUUGAAAGCCUAAUAAGGCCAUCCCUUACUUACUGUGUUCUCCCCUGCUAGCUUUCUGUUCAGGAAAUUUCUCUCCAGUCAACCCUGAUUUCUCCUUGAUUUCCAUAAGACACAGAAGUGAUUUGUUUUCCAGAUACUGAAAAAAACCACAUGUGAAAAUGCAGUAAGCCUUUAAAGCUUGCAUUUUAAAGAAUAAAAUAACUUCCCAGUAUUCAAAACGACUAUGAGAACGAAAACUACAGCAUGUCCAACAGUCUAACAGCUUAAAACAUCUCCAGACAGCUCCUGCUGAAGAAGCAGCCUGCAGAGCUUUAAUAACUGACCUUUUUGCAAUGUACUGGUUUAAAGAAAAUACCUCCCCAAGCAAUGCUAAUCAGAGUUCCAGUCCACGUAGCAGGAGGGUGUCGGUGUGGGGAAUGUUUGUGUAGAGCUGCAGGUGUGAAAAGUAAGUCCUCUUGCCGAAUCCCAGAACUUUCCUCCACGCCCCCUGCCAGAACCAAGGGACUUCUAAGGAGGAUCGAGAAGCAGGCAGGAGUUGACAUCAGGUGGGGGCUUCUGCUCCUCCAUGUUAUUGACUAUAGAAUUUCUGGCUGCACUGCAGUAGUAGAUAAGUGUCAUUUUCCCUCUUUUCCCCUCUAAAGUAUCUUCACCAUCUGAGCCCAUUGUGAAAUUUCUGUUUCCUGAUGUUGUUACCCCUUGGCAGGAGAGCCAGGACUCAGGGUGUCAUGGCCUGAGUGAGUGCACUGGCAGCCAGAACUCGGACCCCCAGGAUCCAGGGGAGCGUGCCAAAAUACAAGACCGUUCACUCUUCUGCCCUAAGUCACAGAUGCCGGGAAAGCAGGCAUUGCAGUCGGUUGGGGAUUGCCUGCAUUUACCCGGAGUGCAAUUCAUUUUUCAUCCUAUUUUUAAAGUCCUAUGGUGUACUUCUAAAAAGCAUUAUUGUAGUUAACAGUGUGUCUACAACUCCGCAGGUUUGUGAAAAAGGAUGAAACUUGAUCUUGUUUGUUUAUGGGUUUGCAUUUGGGAACCAGGUUUAUUUCUACUUUCUUUCCCUAUUUUGAUGUGUUAUAAAGGCACACAGAUCAUUAUUCUCAGGCAUUUUAAAAAUCGAUCUUUGUGUCUGUCUGAUCCUAUUAUAAGAUGUGUUUGUAAUCUAAGUACCUAUCCCAUAACAUAUUACAGUGCUGCUUAACCAUUCUGGAAUUGCAGAUUUGAGAGUCAGAUGCAAGGUAUAGACCUCAAUAAUUAAAAAAGAAAAUAUACAGGUUUAGCAUCCUUAAUUGAGAAUCCAAAAUGCUCCAAAAUCUAAAACUGUUUGAGUGUUGACUUGAUGCUGUAGAAAAAUUCCACACCUGAUCUCAUGUAAUUGGUAGCACUCAAAACAUGAGCACACAAAGAAUAUUAUUUUAAAAAAUAACAAUAGGCCAUGAUGUAUAUGAAACAAAUAAAAUUUUGUCUUUAGACUUAAAUCCUGUCCCCAAGAUAUCUCAUUAUAUCUAUAUAUAUGUACAUAUACAUACAUACAUAUAUAUAUGUGUAUAUAUAUAUACAUCUCUUCAAAUAUUCUAAAAGUUUAAAAAACAGUGUCUGAAAUCUGUCACACUCUAGUCCCAGUCAUUUCAGAUAAUGAAUACGCAACCUGUAUCCACAUUUGUACAAAUAUUUUGCAGAAGCCAGUUUCCAAGGGUGAAAAGUAGUUUAUUUGAAAUGGAAAGUACUUUAUUUCAUCCUGUCAGUUGACUUGAAAAUGACACUUCUCGAGCCUGCACCCUCAGUCCAGUGAAGGGCUUGGGUAGCUUUAAAGGGGAGAUGACCACCCACUGUGUGUGCAUGAAGCAGAAGCAAGUAGGGUGUUAGACCUUGAAAGAAUAGGGGGACCAGUCUCAGUAUUUCAGAGCAAUUUGUUCAACAUUAUUCGUGUUCAUGGGGGAUAGGGUAUCUUUAGUGUAUAUUCAGUGUUUUUAUGUUAUCUCUGUUAUUGAUAUUGACUUGGAAGAGAAAACUAGUUGGGAUUGUGUUCUGGAAGCUUUCAAAAGUACACGCGACUUGUUAGGGAGAAUGAUCUUUCUAUGAUAAUGCAUCCCGUCCUAUGAAAGAAUUGUGUGUGCGUGUGUGUGUGUGUGUGUGUGCGCGCGUACCUGUGUGUAUACCUCUGCAUGUAGAUAUUUCUUCGGUAUUUGUAAUUUUAAAUUUCAACUUAGCAUAUAAAAUAAUAUAAAAACUUUUCUGGUUUACAAAGUGUAAAAUCUUAUCCAAGCCAAUGGAAUCCUUGAUUUCCUACCUCAUUGUACACUCAGCGGUCUGUCCUUCGGUUUGUGCAAAUGUCGAAUAACCAUUUGCUUUAAUUGCAACUGUAGAUAUUUGCUUUGAAAAGUUACUGUUUUAUGAUAAAAUCUAGUUGUCGUCACAGUUUAAAUAUAUAGAUUUUAAGGCACUUGGUUUAAAUUUCUCUACAGCUAUGAAGUUUAGCAUUAAGGAUUUGUUUUAAUGGUAUCUGAUAAUUGGCCAAGUGUAGUGUUUCUUAAAUUUAGCCUAACUUUUAAUAGCCAGCAUGUAAUACAAGUAACUACACUACCUCAUACCUCCAUGAUUUUCAAGUUGUAUUAUAGAUGGACAGAAAAGAUUUUAUCUUUGUCUUUUGGCCGUAAGGUGGGGAAGUUUUCUAUAUAUUGCAUAGCAUUAUACAUUUAUGCCUACUCUGAUGUUAACUUCUAAAGAAGUUUUUUCUAAGAAAAUUUGUUUCAAGGAAAUUUUUUUUUGAGGCUGCCGAAGACAAAUGAUAGGAUUAUGUGUAUACAGUGUAUGCCUUUUCCUUCAUGCAAAAUUUUGAAAAUGUCGUUUUCAUUUUGUAUAUUGCAUAUUUACAUGAUCAUUGUUCCUUAUUUUAUGAACUGGCCUUCUCAGUGCUUGAUGAUCUUUUAAAAGCUCAGUAAAAUCAUAUUACCUUAAAAUUUUUCUUAUUUGAAUAGCUAUAGCAAAUAAUUGGUUAAAUUAUUAUAUUCAAAACAAUUGUGGAUAUAACUUUGGUUCUCCAUCUGUAUGUUUUAUAGCAGUUUAGCUUAAUGCUUAAUCAAUUUUAAAUAAGGAAUUAAAAGUAUUUGAUGCAGUAGACAAUAUAGAUUGCAUGUGGACAUUCAGCCACGUUAACAACUUGGAAAAACAAAUGGCAAUGUUAUAAUGAAUUCUCAGGUGAACUUUUAUCAGUUAUGAAACAUCUAUUUUGAACUUGUAAAUAUUUUAAAUGUUUUAUUAAGGCAUGUAAUAAAACUAUUCUUUGAAACCUGUUGGGUAGAAUGAAAAUUUAAAGCCAUAUGGUAAAAGAUGGCAUACUGAUUGUAAAAUAAACAGAAAUAAUAACAUUGUUGAUUUUUUUGUAUCUUUCAUAUUAUAAUUUUCUAACAAUGCAAUAAAACCACUAAACUUACAUAUCCAUGUCCUAUUAAAACCAUGUGUCAUUAAAAGUACACUUUCAUAGUAUUUAAUUUACAUUUUCUUCUUAAUGUGCUUAUCUAAAUGUAGUAAAACUAUGUUAAUGAAAAAUUAACAGUAAAAUAAAAUUCUCUAAAAUCACU